AUGGCGGCUGUAGGUGCCUCUGUUUUGAGGCAACACGCGCAUUUCGUAGUCUCUCUCCGAGCUGACGACCUUCUAGUGCUGCUCACUGACUUGCGCAGCACAAGCAGACUCGUUCGACGCGUCUUUGAGCUCGCUGUACAAGGCGGUUGCCGCAGCCCUGAGAGGACCUCUGCGAACACGGCAUCGACCAGUGCUGCCACGAGGCCGGACGGUGUUCCCACCAUCGCGAAGGAGAGUAUUCAGAUGCUGGACAUGUUGUUUGGAAACAUGCUUCAGUUUGUUCAGCUUGCAGAAAAUGUAGCUUCAAACAUCUUGCGCCGGCUGCGAGACACCCCUAGUCUGCUCCAGGCGGCGACCACCGUGACAGCACUGCAUGCGGCUUUGGAGCUCUGCGAGCCCAACAGGAGGGAUCAGACCCGGGCGACCAACAAGCAAUGCGGCGGAAGCGGAGAGCACGAUAUAGCCAUAGAGGACGUUGCAUGGCUGGAAGAGGCUCACGGUUACACCGCGACACAAGGGGGACUGCGUGACUACCUGCACAAGAUGCCACAGACAGAAUCGGCUCAGCGAGGCGUUACACGCACCUCCAAAGCUCCAGGGAACCUGCACAAGGCGUCUCGGGAGGGACAUGAAGAUCGCCGACGCUUCGUAGGCCUUUCAUACGACACGGUGGAAACGCUUUGCGGCCCUUUAGCAUUUUACCGCAUUCCUGAGUUUCGCGUACGCCUGACAGAGCUGGCACUGCUAAGCGCAACGUAUCCUCAGGCUCUGAGCGAUGCGUCUGCUACCUCUGAGGGUGCGCUGCCUGCUCUGGUCGAAGGACAUGGGCGUUUCGUGCGAGAUGCAGUUGGGAGAGUCAGCAGCAGCUCACUGUACUCUGGAGACUCGCCUGAAGGAUGUGCCCUCCUCAGCGAGUGUAGACUUCCAGUACGGAAUGAAAGAGAAGGCAUCGGCGAAUCUGCAUCAGCGUCAAGCUUGCCAUAUGUGAACGAAAGCACUCCAAGAGUAAAAAGUCGAACGUCGAGCUCGAAGCUAGGGAUGGCAGUGCUUCGAGCCACGCUCGAGAGCGACGGCAGCUGCCGCGAAUGGGAGGUUCGGGAAGACGGUGCGGAAACCCAGGGCAUCUUUCACCGCACACUGAAGCCAUGCAUGCCUUCGGCGAUGCGAAGACAGCAGCUCGCUGUUGCGAGGUCUACUGAGUGGCUGAUUGUUAUGCAGGGCACAACGGGCUCACUAGACCCUGGCAGGAGUACCGCAGAAACCGCAAGCAGAGUAUGGGGAGAGCCACAUGAAACAGGACGAAGAAUGACCCUGGAGCAUCGAUCGCUCGACAGCAUCGUCACGAGCUUGCUGAUGCUUCGGAUGGUGAAGGAGGAUGCUUCAGUAAGUAUGAUUCUCGAGGGCAUCGCAGUUGCUGAAUCAGCGCUGGCGAGUGUGUUGCUGUGA
This is a messenger RNA of Besnoitia besnoiti, 1446 nucleotides long. RefSeq lists its product as uncharacterized. The record is from RefSeq and is a predicted model, not a curated record. Bases 1 to 1446 code for a protein of 481 amino acids. NCBI's taxonomy places the organism in Eukaryota, Apicomplexa, Conoidasida, Eucoccidiorida, Sarcocystidae. The transcript has a single exon.